GUUUGUUGGAAAAACAUUUGUUGGUAAAAAUGGGUACGGUUUUGAUCAAUUUAAGUUAUACUAGUGUGGAUGACAAAAAUCCGACAUGGUGGAAAAGGAGGACGAGCAUGGAAAGAUGUUUGACGUUAACGACGGCCGUCGUGUUUAUUAUAGGAAUCUCAUUAAUUAUAGCUUUAGCCACAGUUUUAUAUAAUAGAAAUAAAGCGGUAACAAAUACACAAUUAUUCACCGCCGAAGCUUUGCAAGGACAAAGAACGUUUGUUAUAAAUGCACCAGAUGACGCAAAAUCGCAACAGAAUAUUUGUUUGACUCCAGGAUGUAUCCAUACUGCUUCAAGAGUGUUGGAAUAUAUGGACCAAUCAGUUGACCCUUGCGACGACUUUUACGAAUUCACUUGCGGCAAUUUCAUUAAAAAAACAAACAUUCCAGAUGAUAAAUCUUCAGUAACUUCUUUCAGUAUUAUCAGUGAUAUGUUACAAGAACAGCUAAGAUCCAUGAUUGAAGAGCCGAUCCAACCGAAUGAACCUAAACCGUUCCAGCUUACAAAAAAAUUGUACAGGGCUUGCAUGAAUAAAACUUUAAUUGAAGCCGAUGGAUUGACUUCAAUGCACAAAAUCCUCAAAGAACUCGGAGGCUGGCCAGUAUUGGAAGCAGAAAACUGGAACGAAGGAGAAUUCGAUUGGAGAAAUUCGGUUUACAAAUUCAGAAAAGUUGGUUACAGCGUCGAUUAUUUUAUAGAUUUUUCCGUUGGAAUUGACGUGAAAAACUCAACCAAAAGAAUCAUAGACCUUGAUCAAGGCUCCUUAGGUUUGAGAAGAGAAUUUUUAAUCAAAGGCCUAGAAGACAAACUAGUAAAGGCUUACUACGAUUACAUGGUAGACAUUGCAGUCCUUUUCGGAGCAGAAAAAAGCAGAGCUGCCAAGGAAUUGAAAGAAUCUCUCGAAUUCGAAAUGAAAUUGGCCAACAUCUCUCUCCCAAGCGAAAAACGCAGAAACGCCUCAACCCUCUACAACCCAAUGACCAUAAGCGAGCUACAAGACAAAUUCCCGAGCAUUCCAUGGCUCCAAUACAUCAACAACUUACUAGCACCAGAUACUCAAGUUAGAAUUGAUGAGAUGGUUGUCGUCAGUGUUCCAAAAUACAUGUCGGACUUUGAAGCCCUGAUUGCAAGAACCCCCAAAAGAGUACAAGCCAAUUACGUGAUGUGGCGAGCUGCUGCUUCUUCGGUUUCGUAUCUUAACGAGGAUUUGAGAAAGAGACAGUUGGAUUACACUACAAUUGUUACGGGAAGAACGGAGAGAGAAGCCAGAUGGAAGGAAUGUAUUGAUGUAUCUGCUGGAAGUAUGUCCAUUGCUGCUGGUGCCCUCUACGUCCGCAAGUACUUCAACGAAGAAGCGAGACAAAACGCAAAAGAAAUGGUGGCCGACAUCCGAUUCGAAUUCGAAGACAUUUUGAAAAAAGUCGACUGGAUGGACGAGAAAACCCGACAAAACGCUUUGGAUAAAGCCAAAUCCAUGUCCACCCAUAUCGCUUAUCCGGACGAGAUGCUGGACGACAAUAAACUCAUUGAGUUUUACGGAGACCUUGAGCUUGAUGAAAAUAAAUAUUUGCCAUCAAUUUUGAAUUUAACCCUGUUUGGAACAAGAUUCUCAUUCAAAAGACUUCGAUCUCCUGUUAACAAAACAGACUGGAUAACGCAUGGAAGGCCUGCAGUUGUCAAUGCUUUCUAUUCUUCAAUUGAAAACAGUAUUCAAUUUCCUGCUGGUAUUCUCCAAGGAGUUUUCUUCAGUGCCGAUCGUCCCAGAUACAUGAAUUACGGAGCAAUCGGUUUCGUAAUCGGACACGAAAUCACUCACGGAUUCGACGAUCAAGGCAGACAGUUCGACAAAGACGGCAAUUUGGUCGAUUGGUGGCAACCGGAAACCAAAAGUGCUUUUGUAGAAAAAGCUCAAUGCAUUAUCGACCAAUACGGAAACUAUAGCGUGCCCGAAUUGAAUUUGAACCUCAACGGAGUAAACACCCAAGGUGAAAACAUAGCCGACAACGGAGGAUUAAAAGAAGCCUACCUUGCCUACCAAAAAUGGUCGCACAAAAACGGGUACGAAGCCAUGCUUCCAGGCCUGAUGUACAACCCCAACCAAAUGUUCUGGAUAUCGGCAGCGAACACUUGGUGCUCAAAAUACAGACCGGAAUCUUUGAGGCUCAGAAUUUUGACCGGCUACCAUUCGCCUGGACACUUUAGAGUACUUGGACCGAUGAGCAAUUCUGACUAUUUCUGGAAGGAUUUCAAUUGUCCAGUCGGUAGCAAGAUGAAUCCGGAAAAGAAAUGUAAUGCCUGGUAAAUUUCAUUCGAUAUAAAACGAAUAAUGCUUUUUAUCGGUUAUAAAUAAUUUUUAUUACAAAAAUUGUGUUUUAUUUAUAUAGGCCUCCUUUGCAAUACUACUCAAAUUCUCUGCCAUAGAUUUGCCAGUUUGCUGCACCAACUCGUAAAAAUUUGCUUUAUUUUGCAACAACUCGUGCGGAUGUCCAAACUCUACCACUCUACCGGCAUCCAUUACCAAAACCUUAUCGGAAUCCAUUAUGGUAUGCAGUCUAUGGGCUAUCGUCAGGACUGUGAAAUUUGAAAACUUACUUCUAAUGGUUUUUUGAAUUAAAACAUCAGUUUGUGGAUCUACAUUAGCUGUGGCCUCAUCCAGGACUAAAAUUUUGCUUUUUCUUAUGAUAGCACGCGCCAAACAAAUCAAUUGCCUUUGGCCUACGCUGAAAUUCGAGCCGCCUUCCGAUAUGCGGCUUUCUAAGUUUGAAAUUGCUGAUUUUAAUUCAACUUCUUCGAGUGCACUCCAUAUUGCCUGAAAUUCAUUAAAAAUUACAGCAAUCUUUUUGGAGAAACAUCAACAUUUACCUUAUCAGUAUACUCAUCAAAUGGAUCCAAAUUCUUCCUUAAAGUUCCACUAAACAAUACCGGCUCUUGCGGUAUAAUAGAUAUGCUAGAUCUUAACUUGGUAAAGCUCACUUUACUAAUAUCAACAUUAUCGAUAAUGAUUCUACCUUCAUUAAUCGCCAAUCGAAACAAAGCCAUGAUAAUGGAAGACUUGCCAGCUCCAGUCCUACCAACUAUACCAACUUUUUCCGUACUUUUAACUUCAAACGAGAGAUUUUUCAAGACAUAAUCUUCACCAUUGGCAUAGGCAAGGCUCAAAUUGUCGAAUCUAACGUUGCCUUCUUGGGGCCAAGAUUUCGGUGGGUUUUUAGUGACGGUGUCUCGUUCGGGUACCACGUCUGCGUACUCUUUGAUUCGUUCUACGCAAGUCAUGGUGUUUUCUAAUUCGCACCAUUGACGCAUACCCCAUUGGAACAUUCCGCUCAGGUUCACCGCUUGGGUUAUUGCCAAGCCGACGCUACCACCGAAAAU
Messenger RNA from Ceutorhynchus assimilis (cabbage seed weevil), 3412 nucleotides. The record is from the annotation of a GenBank genome assembly. NCBI's taxonomy places the organism in Eukaryota, Metazoa, Arthropoda, Insecta, Coleoptera, Curculionidae.